CGAACUACAAUUCCCAACGUCCAAAGGAAGUAAUGUUGCGGCAUCAGUGUGCGGCGGGAACUGUUUGCGACUGUCGGAGGAUUUGACGCGAAGAGGUAGUAUUUAAACAUGUUUCUGCCACGAGCCCUGAAGGUGAAGAGACCUACCCAGGGAUCGGCUCAAGUUGUGAUUAAGAAAAGCAAAGUUGUUCAAGAGGAGGAUAGCAAAAGUGGCUCCGAGACACCUGCUCAGAGCGAGGAAGCAUGUGAAGACACCCAAACACGAGAUGCGACAACACAAGCAGCUGCAGAGAGCUUAGCACCCGAAGAUGGACACAGCUCCCUCUCAGAUGACAGUGAUGAUGAUGAUGAUGAUGAUGAUGAGGAGGAGGAGGAGGAGGAGGAACCAGUGAAAUCAUUUAAAAAGAACCAGAGAUGGCCUGAGCCAGGAGAACCUGCCUGUGUGAUGUGUGGUCGCUAUGGAGAGUACAUCUGUGAUGCUACAGAUAAUGAUGUUUGCAGUCUCGAAUGCAAAGCCAGCCAUUUAGUGCAAAUGGGCAUGGGGACUGGGGCAGAUGCAUUUAUGCAAAAGGACCAAAAUAGAGAUGAAAUGACUGUUCAAAGUCAACAGCCAGCAGCUGACCCUGGUAGGGUGGUUGAAAGUGAACCGGGCUACUUCUACAGGGAAGAUCGGUUCAUAUCAGGCCUAACAGAGGAGCAAGUGCAACGAAUUAAACAGGAGCUGGGCAUAGAAACCCAGGGGAGAGAUGUCGCAAGACCUGUUGUUGAAUUUGAGCACUGCAGCUUCCCUGCCACAUUAAGUGGUAACCUGAAAAAGGCUGGGUAUGACACACCUACCCCAGUGCAGAUGCAGAUGGUCCCUGUUGGUCUCACAGGCAGGGAUGUGAUUGCCAGCGCAGACACAGGAUCGGGGAAGACUGUAGCCUUUCUGCUGCCAGUGGUCGUGAGGGCACUCGAGAAAUCAGCACACAGUGUGGGCAGCCCUGUGGCUCUGAUCCUGACCCCCACCAGGGAGUUGGCCAUUCAGAUAGAGAGACAGGCCAAGGAACUUGUGAUGGGACUCCCCAACAUGAGAACUGCCCUGCUGGUCGGAGGCAUGCCGCUUCCCCCACAGCUCCACCGCCUGAAGAGCAGCAUCAAAAUUGUCAUCGCUACUCCUGGGCGGCUCAUCGAAAUCUUGAAGCAGAAAGAGCUGAAGCUUGACAAAGUGAAGAUUGUGGUGGUUGACGAGGUGGACACUAUGUUGAAGAUGGGCUUCCAGCAGCAGGUUCUGGAGGUUCUUGAGCAAGUCCCAGAAGAACAUCAGACUCUUCUGGCGUCGGCCACCAUCCCCACCGGCACAGAGGAGCUGGCCGCCCGGUUGGUCCGUGACCCUGUACGUAUCACUAUCGGCGAGAAGAACCAGCCGUGCGCCAACGUCCGACAGAUCCUGCUUUGGGUAGAGGAACCUUCCAAGAAGAAGAAGCUAUUUGAGAUUCUCAACGAUGGUAAGCUGUACCAGCCUCCAGUGGUAGUGUUUGUAGAGAGUAAACUCGGCGCUGAUCUGCUCUGCGAGGCAGUCGCCAAGGUGACGGGCCUCACUGCCGUGGCAAUCCACUCUGACAAGAGCCAGUGGGAGCGCAACCGCAUCCUCCGGGGUCUUCUGGAUGGUGACUUUGAGGUAGUGAUCAGUACAGGUGUUCUGGGCAGAGGGCUGGACCUGGUCAAUGUCAGACUGGUGGUUAACUUUGAUAUGCCAAACACAAUGGAUGAGUAUGUCCAUCAGGUGGGCAGAGCAGGUCGGCUGGGACACAGAGGAACAGCCAUCACUCUUCUCAACAACAACAACAAACGGCUGUUCCUGGAGGUGGUGAAUCGAGUCAAACCCACUGGCUCCAUUUUGCCCCCUCAGCUCUUAAACUCACCCCACCUCCACGAACAGCAAAGGAGGGAAAAGCAGAGAAACAAGAAGGACCACGAGGAUUCACUGGUUACCACAAAUAACCUCCUGGACAUCAUAAAGAAACAUGACCGUCGCAAGAAGUAGCAACUUCUUCCAGUCUUUCAUGAAAAGUUGCUUAUUUAUUGUGUAACUUGUAAAUGUUUAAUUUGUAUAUUUUGUUUAUAAAUAAAUACAUGAAAUGUGUUUUCUA
This is a messenger RNA of Oreochromis aureus, 2131 nucleotides long. It is a transcript of the gene ddx59, whose product is annotated as DEAD (Asp-Glu-Ala-Asp) box polypeptide 59. Lineage: Eukaryota; Metazoa; Chordata; Actinopteri; Cichliformes; Cichlidae. The transcript has 8 exons. The coding region runs from base 109 to 2025 and encodes 638 amino acids. The record is from RefSeq and is a predicted model, not a curated record. Gene Ontology annotation, molecular function: nucleic acid binding; ATP binding; RNA helicase activity.